AUGAUUUCGGGAGCAGUCGGUACGUUCACUGGUGAGCUGGGUGUUGGAAUACACACCACAGCUAUUGGCCAGCAGUGGCGGCAGAGCGGCCCCGCCGCCAUCACUCGCGUCCCCUCACGGCGGGGCCAAGGGGCGGGGCCUGACGGGGCGGGGCCUGGACGACCCGAGGGGCGUGGCCAAGGGCUGUCGCCUUCCCUCCCCCCCAAUGGGCGGGGCCGGGUAUCCCCGCUGCCCGCCUCUGUCGUUCGGGGCGAGUCCAUUGCAUCCCGCGCGGGGGGAGAUCCGGACCCGGAUGCUGUCUGCAGGUAUAUGGUUGACAUCAGUGUUAUCCAACUUCUGAAAGCUGGGAAAGCAAAGGAAGUUUCUUACAAUGCACUGGCCUCACAUAUUAUUUCAGAAGAUGGGGACAAUCCGGAAGUUGGAGAAUCUCGAGAAGUUUUUGAUCUCCCUGUGGUAAAGCCUUCCUGGGUGAUCUUGUCUGUUCGCUGUGGAGCUCUUCUGCCUGUAAAUGGCUUUUCUCCAGAAUCAUGUCAAAUCUUUUUUGGAGUCACUGCUUGUCUCUCUCAGGUUUCGUCUGAAGACCGAAGUACGCUGUGGGCUUUGAUUACUUUUUAUGGAGGGAAUUGCCAGCUGAGCCUCAAUAAGAAGUGUACUCAUUUGAUUGUGCCUGAGCCAAAGGGGGAAAAAUAUGAAUGUGCUUAUAAACGGGAAAGCAUUAAAAUUGUGACCCCAGACUGGGUACUGGAUUCUAUAGCUGAUAAGAGUAAAAAAGAAGAGACUCCUUAUCAUCCUCGUUUAAUUAUAUACGAGGAGGAAGAAGAGGAGGAGGAGGAAGAGGAGGAAGAAGCAGAAAAUGAAGAGCAAGAUUCACAAAAUGAGGCUAGUACUGAUGAAAAAUUAUCAAGCCCAGCAUCUUCUCGAGAGGGAUCACCUUUGGGUGAUCAAGCUUUUUCACCAAAAUCUACUACUGCUGAUAAGGCAAAAGGGGAACUGAUGUUCGAUGAUUCUUCCGAUUCCUCUCCAGAAAAGCAAGAAAGGAAUUUGAAUUGGACACCAGCUGAAGUCCCACAGGCAUCUGCAGCAAAGCGUAGGUUGCCUCAAGGGAAGGACUCCGGGUUGAUUAAUUUGUGUGCCAAUGUCCCACCAGUGCCAGGUAACAUUUUGCCUCCUGAUAUGAGAGGCAACCUCAUGGCUUCAGUACAAGGUGCCCAAAGUUCUGACCGCCAGGAAAUGAUGGCCACGUGGAGUCCAGGCAUGCGGACGUUAAGGAAUAUUACUAAUAAUGCUGAUAUUCAGCAGAUUAAUAGACCAUCAAAUGUAGCACAUCAGUCACAUCAAGCACAGCAGCAACAGCACCAUCCUCUUUUACACCUUCAACCUCAGCAACUUAUGCAGCUCCAGCAGCAGCAGCAGCAGCAGCAACCCCAGAUCUCCCAGCAGUCUUUCCAACAGCAGCAGCCUCACCAGUUCUCCCAGCAGCAGCAGCAAGUCCAUCAGCAGCACCAGUUCUCCCAGCAGCAGCUCCAGUUCCCGCAGCAGCCGCUCCACGCGCAGCAGCAGCUGCACCGCCCUCCGCAGCCGCUCCAGUUCCAGCAGCAGCAUGUGCUGCAACAGCAGCUGCAACAACUGCAGCAGCAACAGCUGCAACAGCUGCAGCAGCAGAACCUGCAACAGCUGCAACAGCAACAGCUGCAACAUCAGCAGCAGCAACUGCAGCAGCAGCACUUACAGCGACUGCACCAGCAGCAUCAGCAACAGCAAAUGCAGAAUCAGGCAGCGCAGCACUUAACUCAGACACCUCAAGCACUACAGCUUCCAGUUGCAGCCCAGCAGCCACAACACCACCAGCAGCAACAGCAGCAACUGCAGCAGCAGCCGCUUUUUGGGCACGAUCCAGCAGUGGAGAUUCCAGAAGAGUAUUUCCUACUGGGCUGUGUCUUUGCAAUUGCUGAUUACCCAGAACAGAUGUCUGACAAGCAGCUGUUAGCAACCUGGAAACGGAUCAUCCAAGCACAUGGUGGGACAGUGGACCCUACCCUCACAAGCAGAUGUACUCACCUUCUCUGUGAAAGCCAAGUCAGUAACAUGUAUGCUCAGGCUUUAAGAGAAAGGAAGAGAUGUAUUACAGCACACUGGCUGAAUGCAAUCUUGAAGAAGAAGAAGAUGGUCCCACCUCAUCGAGCCCUUCAUUUUCCAGUGGCAUUUCCACCAGGAGGAAAGCCAUGCUCUCAACAUAUAAUCUCUGUGACAGGAUUUGUUGACAGUGACAGAGAUGACCUCAAGCUCAUGGCCUACCUAGCAGGUGCCAAAUACACGGGCUAUCUGUGUCGCAGCAAUACAGUUCUCAUCUGUAAAGAGGCCAGUGGGUUGAAGUACGAGAAGGCCAAGGAGUGGCGGAUCCCGUGCGUGAACGCGCAGUGGCUCUGUGACAUCCUGCUGGGGAACUUUGAGGCGCUGCGGCAGAUCCAGCACAGCCGCUACACCGUCUUCAACCUCCAGGACCCGCUCUCUCCCAGCCAGCACCUAGUGCUGAACCUGCUGGAUGCUUGGAGAGUCCCAUUAAAGGUGUCACCAGAACUUCUAAUGGGUGUGAGGUUGCCUUUGAAACCAAAGCAAAAUGAAUCCAGUCUUCAGCCGUCUUCCAAAAGAGCAAGGAUUGAAGACCUGCCGCCACCUACUAAAAAACUCACCCCUGAGCUGACACCAAUGGUGCUCUUCACAGGAUUUGAACCUAUGCAAGUGCAACAGUACAUUAAGAAACUGUAUAUCCUUGGAGGUGAAGUAGCAGACUCUGCCCAGAAAUGUACCCAUCUAAUUGCCAGUAAAGUGACCCGAACUGUCAAGUUCCUGACUGCAAUUUCUGUAGUCAAGCACAUAGUGACUCCAGAGUGGUUAGAAGAGUGCUUCAAAUGCCAGAAAUUUGUUGACGAGCAGAACUUUGUGCUCAGAGAUGCUGAAGCUGAGGUGCUUUUCUGCUUUAGUUUAGAGGAGUCUCUAAAGAGAGCCCAAGUAGCUCCACUAUUCAAGGGAAAAUAUUUUUACAUUACACCCGGAAUUUGUCCCAGUCUUUCCACCAUGAAAGCUAUUGUGGAGUGUGCAGGAGGAAAAGUAUUAUCUAAACAACCUUCCUUUCGAAAACUCAUGGAGCAUAAGCAGAAUAAAAGUUUGCCGGAAAUAAUCUUGAUUUCCUGUGAAAAUGACCUUCAUUUGUGUAGGGAAUAUUUUGCACGAGGCAUAGAUGUCCACAAUGCUGAGUUUGUCCUGACUGGAGUGCUUACUCAAACACUGGAUUAUGAAUCAUAUAAAUUUACUUGAUGGAUAGUAAAAUGCCUUACUGCUCCGGAAUCCUUGGAGCAUUAUAUCUUGCUAUUCAGCCAUUGUACAAAGCAACUAGAACUUCCUGUGGAUGCUGUUUUCCAGCUGUUUUCCUAGGGAUGAUGAGCAGUUUAAAGCAGGAAAGCAAAAAUAAACUGCAUCUUUUUUAGGAUGUGUAAUUUUAUUAUGCUGAAACAUAAUUUACUAUGUUUUGUAUUAUACUAGCAUUUUAAAAGAGCCCACUUUAGGUAUCAUGAUGAGCCCAUUUUUAAGCAUUUUAAAAUAAAUUAUGGUACUUCAGCCAAAAGUGUAAUUUGGAUGUAAAAAUAAAAGGGCUUGCUAUCUAUUAAAUUAUGGAUGUUGAAGAUGAAAAUGUUUUGUACUUUAUUUUUAUUUCUUAUACUCUAUUUUCUUUUAUAUUGAUAUUUUGCCCACAUUUGAAAUAAAUGUACUUUUAAAUGUUUUACUCUAUAUUUUAGUGGUCGUUCAUUUUUUUGAAUACUGUGCAACAAUAGCACUCUGGUAAGAGUAAAUUACUCAAAUCUUUUUCCAAGCAAUGUGAAAUUAUUUUAAACUUAUUUUACCAGGUAUGUUUUAAUAUAUGAAUCCCAGUGCUUUAAAGGGAAGUUGUUGUAAAUGUAUAUAUGUGUUUUUACUGAAGCAGAGAAGCAGUUUGAAGGAGAAACUAUAACCCUGCAUAUUCCACUGUUGUGAUAACUUUUUGUUUGUAUAGUGAGUUUUACUAAAUAAAUACUAAAAAAACAGUC
This is a messenger RNA of Cyanistes caeruleus (blue tit), 4082 nucleotides long. Lineage: Eukaryota; Metazoa; Chordata; Aves; Passeriformes; Paridae. The record is from RefSeq and is a predicted model, not a curated record.